AUGUGGGAGCAGUGGCAGGCCUGGGCGGCGCAGCAGCAGUGGCACUCUCAGGCCGCGUGUGGAGGGUUCGUGUACGGCACCGCGGCGUGGCAAGAGCAGCACUCGAUUGCGAUGGCGUGGGUGCCGUCGUUCACCGCGCCCCACGGCGCGGCAGGUUGGGGGUGGGCGCAGCCCAUGCAGUUCUUUCCGCACCCCCAUCAGCAGCACCACCCCUACCACUACCAGCAGCAGCAGUGGCAGCAGCAGCAGCAGCAGCAGCAGCAGCAGCAGCAGCAGCAGCAGCAGCAGCAGCAGCAGCAGCAGCAGCAGCAGCAGCACGACCAGCCGCUCCCCACAGAAGGCGCCGAGCAAAGCGGCGAUGCUGACGACGCCGCAGGCUCGCCUUGA
Messenger RNA from Monoraphidium neglectum, 387 nucleotides. RefSeq lists its product as hypothetical. NCBI's taxonomy places the organism in Eukaryota, Viridiplantae, Chlorophyta, Chlorophyceae, Sphaeropleales, Selenastraceae. The transcript has a single exon. The record is from RefSeq and is a predicted model, not a curated record. Bases 1 to 387 code for a protein of 128 amino acids.